Molecule: messenger RNA, 978 nt
Organism: Camarhynchus parvulus
Lineage: Eukaryota; Metazoa; Chordata; Aves; Passeriformes; Thraupidae
Gene: CD226
Product: CD226 molecule
Biological process (GO): positive regulation of natural killer cell cytokine production; positive regulation of mast cell activation; cytokine production
Cellular component (GO): external side of plasma membrane
Source: RefSeq, a predicted model, not a curated record
AUGGAAGCAUAGUUUGCAGAUUCAUCUGCAAAGCUUACUGAGAAAGUGAAAAUUCAGUGCAUAAUCAAAAAAAAAAAAAAAAAAGCUGUGAUAAUCCAGACAUCCUGGAUGAAACUUAAUGUAACUCUUAGAGAAAAUACAGCUGUCUUGAAUCCAAUCUAUGGCAUACAUAUCAAAGACAAAUACAAUAGAAGAAUUUAUUUUGAAAAUAAUAAUAAAGAAAUCUGGCCAACAUACAAGAAUGAUCCUUUUAUAGCAAAUCUGAAUGAAUCUGCUGAUCUGUAUCUGCAAGAUGAAUUUGAAGUGUCUGAGAAACAAAAUAAUCCCAUGUUUACCAAGCCAGGACGAAAUGUUGCUUUUACUUGCCUUGAUAAAAUUGGAGAUUCAGUGCAGCGAGCGAUGUGGGAAAGGAUUAAAGCAGAUUGGGUAGAUUUUGUCAUUCUGUGCAACUCAUCAGGAAAGUAAAGCUUUGGUUUAGAUUUCAAAGAAUGCACACUAGUGGAUUGCUCUGAUCAGGAAAACUCCAGGAUUGUCUUUCAAAACAUUACAGCCUCUGACUUUGUGAUGUACUUCCAUGCAGCUGCUGGGAGAAAAAAAAACUAUGUGAUGAAUUUUACUGUGCCUGCUUGGGGUCACAAAUGGUUUAUUACCUACCUAGCUGAAAGGAUUUCUGCUGCUGUUUUGGUGUUAGAUUUCCUACUGAUCUUCUGCAUUGCCACUGCUUAUCACAAAAAACCUCCUUCUAACAGUUAUGGAAGAUCCAAUUUUCAUGGCAUACAGAGCAGAGAAAGAAGAGGAGAAGAAUCAUCACUCAGGCAGACAGGGGAGAUUUAUGUCAGCUGCAAAAACGUCUCACCCAAACAUAAGAAAAGAUCAUUAAGCUCUUUCUUAAGAAUGAAGCAAUCAAAGCACAGGCCUUUUAUUUACAGAAUAGACUUUAUUUUCUCUGUGUUGGGUUUAGUGGUAGAGGCAUCAUGA